UUUUUUUUACUGUGUCUCUCAUUCUUAUUCAAGUUCACAGUCGAAAUUUAAUUUUCGUGAGGAGCAGUUGCGGUUAAUUUUUUUGUGGUGUCUAGCUGAUUAAAAUUAAAGUCAAAAUGCAAUCGGAAAAAGAUGGAGAAGACAUGUCUCAAAGAGGAGAAGCCUUCGAUGUCAAUUGCAUGACACUAACAAGGUUCAUCAUACAGGCACAAAAGAAGCAUAAAAAUGCAACAGGUGAAUUAACACAACUUCUUCAAACUGUUCAAACAGCUGUCAAGGCCAUAGGUUCUGCUGUCCGAAAGGCUGGUAUUGCUCGCUUGUAUGGUAUUGCAGGCGAAACAAACGUUCAAGGUGAAGUUGUGAAGAAGCUUGAUGUUCUCUCAAAUGACAUGUUCAUCAACAUGAUUCAAUCGUCCUACACAACAUGCCUCCUUGUAUCAGAAGAGAAUGAAACAGUCAUUGAGAUUGAUCAUGACAAACGUGGCAAAUAUAUUGUAUGCUUUGAUCCAUUAGACGGUUCAUCAAAUAUCGAUUGUCUCGUAUCGAUUGGAUCAAUUUUUGCAAUCUAUAAGAAGGUCACAGAUGAUGAACCAAAUGUAAAUGAUGCAUUGCAACCAGGCAGAAAGCUUGUUGCUGCAGGCUAUACACUCUACGGAUCUGCAACAAUGUUCGUUCUCGCACUUCAGACAGGUGGCGUUAAUGGCUUUACAUAUGAUCCAAGUAUUGGAGAAUUUGUCCUUACCGACAUGAAUAUGAGAAUACCAGAACGUGGAAAUAUUUAUUCAAUAAAUGAAGGAUAUUUCUCGCAAUGGGACAGUGCAACGCAAGAAUAUGUGCAAUCGAAAAAGGAUCCGACAAAAGGAAAGCCGUAUGGAGCACGUUAUGUCGGUUCAAUGGUUGCAGAUGUUCACCGAACCAUAAAAUAUGGCGGCAUUUUCAUCUAUCCAGCAACCGCAACAUCGAAAAAUGGAAAACUUCGUUUACUUUAUGAAUGUAAUCCAAUGGCAUUUAUCGUUGAGAAAGCUGGUGGUAAAGCAAGUGCUGGUAAAGAUCUAGAAAUUCUCGAUAUUCAACCAACUGGCAUACAUCAACGCUCACCAAUUUAUCUUGGCAGCCGCUUGGAUGUUGAAGAAGCACUCAGUUAUAUUAAAUAAGUUUUUUUUACACUCUCGUUGCUGCUCCGGUUCAACAAAAAAAAAAUAUUGGAAGUUCAACUUACAAAAGUGGGGAAGAAGAUGAAAUAAAAUACCUCACGAUAGUUUUUUAUUUGACACAUUCACAUAUGUGCAAUUUAUGGCUUGUCAAUUUUUCCCUCCCUGCUUUAUGUGAAAAUUCUUCUCAUCGUUUAUCUUAUAAAUUAUAGCAGCAUAAAUUUACUUCCUUCUCUUGUCUGAAUGCUUUUGUAAUUCAUUUGAUUGUGUAAAAUUUAUGAAAAAUUUGUUUUUAUUUUGUGUUCAUUUUUUGAUAAAAAAAAGUUUUUGAUAUUUUUAAGAAUUGUUUUGGGAAUGUAUUUUGUAGUGGAGCAAGGAUUUUGGUAUUUUUUCUAGUUUUAGGAUGGAACCAAAGACUGGUUUCUUAGACUUCUCAAAGGACCUUUCUUAAAUAUUUAAAAUUCGGUUGACACACUUUGUGUUAUAAACUAGAAUGUUGAGACCAGGCAUGCUCUUUAAAAUUCUCAAUGAUUCUACGAUGUCAUAAGCUCGAUGCAUAAAUCUAUUCUCUGACACUGAAUAGAUCGCUCUCCUUGCAAAACCACAAAUACAUUUUGUUUUAUUUUUUAUGAUUUUUGAAAGGUUUUUAAGUUUUAAACUCCUUCAAAUUUAAAUUGCUUUAAUAUCUUCAUUAAAAUAAGAUUUUCAGCUUUUAAAUAGUAAGACAAUCCAAAGAAUAACAACAAAGAAUCAAAUUCAACGUCUCAACAAGCACUCAAAGGUUAGCACCACACCCCCAUCAACAAAAAAAUCAUCCAAUUUCCAUGUCAAUUAACAAUCUCACUGCUGACAAUCCUUUUCAAUUUAAAAGUCACUCGGGAAUAAAAUUUGUCAUUUCCCCUCUCAGAAAAAAAUAAUUAAAUUGUAAAUAAAAAGGAUUAAAUUUCAA
Chironomus riparius is the source of this 2100-nucleotide messenger RNA. Lineage: Eukaryota; Metazoa; Arthropoda; Insecta; Diptera; Chironomidae. The record is from the annotation of a GenBank genome assembly.